CUAAAAAUUAUAUUAAACGACUUACUUGCAAAAAUCAAAUAUGAAGAAAUUAAUGAUGCAGACGAACUUAGAAUAUGUUUACGACAAGAAGCUGCAAGAUGGGCAUGUUUUCUCGGUGAAAUCAAUUGUAUGGAAGAAGCGAAAAAUAAAUUAGAACAACAUCUCCAAGAUCCUAUAAAACACAGACUUUGCCAUGGUGGAAGACAUGGACAUAUUGUAGAGGUUUGAUGAAAACUACGAGAAAUGAGACCACUUUUGAAACAGUGUAUAAUAGAGGAUUAAAAAAAACUGACAUUAAAUUUUCAGAAUACUUGGCUUGCAUUGAAGAUAUCGAUUUCAUCAAAAAAUAUUUAAGUCGUAAACAGGACACUUAUACAAAACAGGAAGAUCAAUUUCUCGUUAACAGGUUCUUACAUUUUAUUACAAAGCAGGCGAAGAAUCCAGAUAUAUUGUCGUAUAUAUUAGAUAAUUUUACCAAAAUAAAACCAAAAAAUGUUAAUAUAAUUGCAGCAUUAAGUAUUAUGAUUAAUAACGUAUAUUCCAAAAAUUUAGCUCUGAAAAUAAUGAUGAACGCUUACAGUAUUCUAGAAACUAACUUAGUUGAAGUAAAUAACACAAUUCAUUAUAGAAGACUUCAAAUAAAGGAGAUGAGAGACAGUGCGAUAAAUUACAUAUACGCCCGAAUUAUGAUCCGGAUUUAUUUUCGCAACAAACAAAUCCAAAGACAGAAGCAGUAUUUUGAAAGUCUUUUGUUCUAAUCUGUGAGUGUAAAAAAGAAAUUGCAGCUUUGCAUACGU
This is a messenger RNA of Nylanderia fulva, 797 nucleotides long. Lineage: Eukaryota; Metazoa; Arthropoda; Insecta; Hymenoptera; Formicidae. The record is from RefSeq and is a predicted model, not a curated record.